This is a messenger RNA of Drosophila navojoa, 927 nucleotides long. RefSeq names its product Bax Inhibitor-1 (gene BI-1). NCBI's taxonomy places the organism in Eukaryota, Metazoa, Arthropoda, Insecta, Diptera, Drosophilidae. Gene Ontology annotation, cellular component: mitochondrial membrane. Gene Ontology annotation, biological process: negative regulation of apoptotic signaling pathway; cellular response to unfolded protein; negative regulation of RNA splicing. Gene Ontology annotation, molecular function: enzyme binding. The record is from RefSeq and is a predicted model, not a curated record.
AUGGCGGAUACAGCCCAAUAUCUAAACGACCGUUUCCAACGAUUUAUGCAUGGCAUCGGCGAGCGCUAUGAGCCAUUCAUCCGUCAGCACCUGUCUAAGGUGUAUAUGGUACUGGCUAGCACCACCGCUGCUUCGGCAGUCGGCGCCCUGGUCCAAAUGCGUGGAACUUUCGAUAUGGGCAUGUUAGCGGCCAUUGCUUCAUUGGUGCUGGUUCUUGGUCUGCACUUUUAUAAAGAUGAUGGCAAAAACUAUUACACACGCUUGGGAAUGCUUUAUGCUUUUGGAUUCUGUUCGGGACAAACAUUGGGUCCAUUGUUGGACUACAUUUGCAGCAUUAAUCCGGCGAUUAUCCUAACUGCACUAACUGGGACAUUUGUAACUUUUGGUUCCUUAUCGCUAGCCGCUCUCCUUGCCGAACAGGGCAAGUAUUUGUAUCUGGGUGGCAUGUUAGUGAGUGUUAUAAACUGCAUGGCUCUGCUCAGUCUCUUCAACAUGAUCUUCAAAUCAUACUUUGUCCAAAUUACUCAAUUAUACGUUGGCGUCUUCGUAAUGGCUGCCUUCAUAGUGUACGAUACCCAAAAUAUUGUGGAAAAAUGCCGCAUGGGCAACCGCGAUGUGGUACAACAUGCAUUGGAUCUUUUCUUCGAUGUGUUGAGCAUGUUCCGUCGUUUGUUGAUUAUCCUAACGCAAAAGGAGGAACAAAAGCAGAAUGAUCGUCGCAAGAAGAAGCAAUAAGAAAGAUGAUCUACUGACAAAUUUUAAAUGAUAAAAUUUUAAAAUUCAAAUAAAAGGAGGGCCCGUGCUAAUCUUUUGGCUUUCUAUUAUAUAUUACACCAAAAUUUAAUAUAUGGUACACGAAAACCAUGCAAAUCCCGACCUAAUUACCAUCUAAUAAAACUCAAUUCAUUCAAAAGACUAUAAAUGUAA